AUGAAUUAUAAACAUGCAUCAGGUUCGGAAAAACGGAAAAAAAGAAAAAUUCAAGAAGAAUCAGUAAACAAACUACCUAAAAUAACAAACUUCUUUAACUCCAAAACUGAUGAAGAUGUUACAUUGGAUUUAAAUAAGAAAACCGAAAUCGAUUCCACUUUUAAAACAAACAGUGAUCAGUCUGAUUCUUGUUUGCAAAAUUGUAGUAAUAAAACUGAUGGUCUUCUAAUUUCUGACAGUCUUGAUAUUAAUUUGACAGAACAUCAUAAUGAGGACGACAAAGAAAAUGAAAUAAAAAACCAAAAUGAAACUAGUGUUGAGAAUAAACUUGUAGACGAAAUUCCUAAAAUUUCUGAGUGGAGUGCAACAAUUAUUAAAAAUAAGGAAUUUUUAAAUCUUGUGAUUAAGAAUAAACCAAAUAGCGACUCCAUUGAUGUUAAAGACUUAGAACAAACAUAUCAAGAUGCUAAUCGCACUUAUACUAGAGCAUUAAAAACUUCUGAUUUUUAUCGAUUAAAAUCCAAUGGCGGAAAAGAAAAAAGAGAAUGGCUUAUUUACGACUCAAGUACAAAAUCUUUAUACUGUUAUCCGUGUAAAUUGUUUUCUACAGACGUAACCUGCUCUCUUACUAGUAGUUGUGGUUUUAAUGAUUGGAGAAAUAUUUCCAGAACUCUUAAAAAUCAUGAGGAAAGUAAGUCUCAUUUGGCUGCGACUGUAACGUUAAUAACCAGGUCUUCUGAAUUUGGAGUAUUAGACACUAAACUGCAACAACAAAUUAGUGUCGAAGAAAAAUAUUGGAGUAAAUUUCUUUUGCGCGUACUUGCUACUAUUAAGUUUCUCUCUAAACAAGGCUUAGCUUUCCGAGGAUCUGAUGAAAAUUUAAAGAGUCAACAUAAAGGCAAUUAUUUAAGUUGUCUUACAUAUCUAUCUGAAUUUGAUGAGUUUUUAGAGGAACAUCUUCGUAGAUAUGGAAAUCAAGGAAAAGGUUGUACAAGCUAUUUAUCACAUCAAAUAUGUGAUGAGUUUAUACUACUGUUGAGAGAUAAAUUGAUUAACACUUUUGUUGACGAGAUUAAAUCAGCCAAGUAUUUUUCGAUUAUAGUAGAUUCCACACCUGAUAUUAGUCACUGCGAUCAACUGACUUUUGUAAUAAGAUACAUUCACAAAAACGAAAUAAAAGAAAGAUUUAUGGGUUUCCUUAAAAUUGAAAGUCACAGUGCUGAAAAUUUGCAAGAAGUUGUAUUAAAAAAGUUAAAGGAACUAGAUCUAGAUAUUGCAAAUUGUCGAGGUCAAAGUUACGAUAACGCUGCAAAUAUGUCAGGCAAAUAUCAUGGUUUGCAAGCAAGGAUUAAAAAUUUAAGUCCUACAGCUUUUUAUGUACCAUGUACAAACCACUCACUUAAUUUGGUGCUAAAUUUUGCUUGUGAAUCAUGUUUGCAAGUCGUGAUUUACUUUGAUUUUGUUCAAAAAAUAUUUACAUUUUUUUCAGCGUCAACUCAUAGAUGGAAUAUAUUAAAAGAAAAUUGUAAGACAGUCCCUAAACAAUUAAGUAACACGCGAUGGUCUGCCAGACACGAUGCAGUGAGUGUUUUGAAGAAAGAAUAUGGUUUGAUUCAAGAUGUUUUAUUUAAUUUUUCAAGUGACUUGAAUGAAAAAACACUUGCUCGCAGCGAAGCUUUAGGUUUAUUUAAAAAUAUGGAAAUAUUUGAAACUUUCUUUCUAACAAUUGUAUGGGACAAAUUGCUUGAACGGAUUAAUGCGACAAGCAAAGCUCUGGAAAAUCCAAAUUUAAAUUUAACGUACGGCGUACAGCUUUUAGAAUCAUUACUACUUUUUAUAGAAGAAAUGAGAAGUACCUUUGAUAAAAUCGAAAAUGAAACCAAAAUAUUAUUGGAUAUUGAGGAAGUUCAAUAUCAAAAUGAAAAAAAGAGAACUAGGAAAAGAAAGGCCUUCUUUGAUGAAAUUAGACAAAAUGAAACUUUGUUGACUGGAAGGGAAAAUUUCAAAAUUAAUGUUUUUUAUGUGAUGUGUGAUGGAUUGACUGCUGAAUUGAGACGUCGAUUGUCAUCAUAUUCUGAAGUAAUAAAAUGCUUCAAUUGCUUUUUUACAAAUAAAGAAGAAGAGAUUGAAGAAUCUUUAUCAAAAAUACGCGAAACGUAUCAUGAUGAUAUUGAACCGGAUCACUUAGACCAAGAAUUUAAGCAUUUUAAAGUCUUAUGUGAAAAUACAAAAGUCCAUGAAAUUUUUAAAAAAUUAGAUCUUGCGCAAAACAUUAGGAGUACAUUUCCAAACAUUGUUACACUUAUUGAAAUUUUUUUAACAAUUCCAUUAUCAAAUGCAUCUGCAGAAAGAUCAUUUUCUGCCUUGAAACGAGUAAAAACAUAUUUGAGGUCUAGAAUGGGUCAAAAUAGACUGGAUGCUCUUUCUGUAAUGCACAUUGAACGCGAAAGUUUAGAUGACAUAAAUUAUGAUGAUAUCAUAAAAGAUUUUGCCUCGAAAAAAGCCAGAAAAGUGUACAUUUAA
Molecule: messenger RNA, 2523 nt
Organism: Leptopilina heterotoma
Lineage: Eukaryota; Metazoa; Arthropoda; Insecta; Hymenoptera; Figitidae
Product: zinc finger MYM-type protein 1-like
Exons: 1
Coding region: 1-2523 (840 amino acids)
Molecular function (GO): protein dimerization activity
Source: RefSeq, a predicted model, not a curated record